AUGAGUAUGAACGACAGUUUCUUUGACAACAUAGAAGUUUUGAACUAAAAUGUAACUACAUACAGUAAACCAUAAACUAUUUGUAAAUCCUUAGAGCGUUCAUUCGCAACUUGCAGUAAUCCACCUAAGUAUGUAUGCCUUUGAUAUUUAUACCUUCAGCAAAAAUAUUCAGCAACAAAGUUAAUUACAUAAAGACGUUUCUAUAUAAAGGCAUUAAUCAUACAAAUUAGAUUACUUCUUAAAAUAAUAAGUGAAGAAUUCUUAAAACAAUACUUAAUCCAAAAGCUAUCGAAGUAUAAAAUAAUAAGAUUAUAACACAAACAAUUUGACAUAGAACCCUUAAAGUAAUGAGUAAUAUCUAUUUAGAAUCCUAUUUAAAGCAAUAGAUGAGAUUAAAAAUAAACUUAGAGAAUGAUGCUUAUUAAUCUAAUUUGAGACACAAAACCUCAUCUUCACACAAUACAACCAAUCCUUAUUAAUCAUCCUUAGCAACUUUAAUGAAAUAACAAGUAAUAUUAUUUUUUUAAUCAAUUAAGAUGCAGAAAUAGUAAUAAAGUUAUGCCAAUAUAUGCAAAACUUUGAAUGAUGAGUCCAAACCAAGAAUUUCCUCCACACAUAGGCAAUCUAUAGUUCCUUAAAAGUUAACUUAAAGACAAGAUUCUGUCAAUAUUAGAAAGAGCAAUUCAGUCUAUAUGCAAGAAUUUAGAAAAAUGUUUAGCAAAAGCAAAUAUAGCAUCCACAACAAUAUUUGA
This is a messenger RNA of Paramecium octaurelia, 752 nucleotides long. The record is from the annotation of a GenBank genome assembly. Lineage: Eukaryota; Ciliophora; Oligohymenophorea; Peniculida; Parameciidae.